ACGCAAAACACAAUCCCAUCCCAUCACAGAAACCAUGCCAGCAAGACCCCUCGCACAUCUCUCCCGCUCAAUCUUCGCCGCUCGCCCUUUGCUGAGGCAGCCGGUCCGCUACAACUCCUCCGCCGCAACUGGGCUCUGGAUCCAGACGGAGCAAACCCCCAAUGUCGAUGCUCUCAAAUUCAUCCCAGGUCGCCCAGUCCUCCCCAACCCCUCCUCCCAAUCACUGGAAUUCAAGUCGGGGCGUGACGCAAUGUCCUCCCCCCUCGCCCGAAAACUCUUCACAGUCGACGGCGUAAAAGCAGUCUUCUUCGGCCCCGACUUCAUCACAGUGACAAAAAGCACCGACGCACAAUGGCCGCACGUCAAACCCGAGAUAUUCUCCCUCAUCAUGGAACACAUCACAGCAGGUCUCCCACUCGUCUCAGACGCCGAAUCGACACCGGCGGCGGCGAGUGAUACAGCACCCCUCGACACCGACUCCGAAGACGUCGCGAUGAUAAAGGAACUCCUCGAUACCCGUAUCCGCCCCACGAUCCAAGAAGACGGUGGUGAUGUGGAGUUUAGGGAGUUUAGGGAUGGGUGGGUGUAUUUGAAGCUCAAGGGUGCGUGUAGUACGUGUGAUUCGAGCACGUUGACGUUGAGGAAUGGGAUUGAGAGUAUGUUGAUGCAUUAUGUCCCGAGUGUGGAGGGGGUACAGCAGGUUUUGGAUCAGGAGGAGGAGGUUGCGUUGAAGGAGUUUGAGAAGUUGGAGGCGAGGUUGAGGGCUGCUGGAGGGCGUUAAGCG
Messenger RNA from Saitoella complicata NRRL Y-17804, 784 nucleotides. RefSeq names its product HIRA-interacting protein 5. Gene Ontology annotation, biological process: iron-sulfur cluster assembly. Gene Ontology annotation, molecular function: iron-sulfur cluster binding; iron ion binding. The record is from RefSeq and is a predicted model, not a curated record. Gene Ontology annotation, cellular component: mitochondrion. Bases 35 to 781 code for a protein of 248 amino acids. NCBI's taxonomy places the organism in Eukaryota, Fungi, Ascomycota, Saitoellomycetes, Saitoellales, Saitoellaceae. The transcript has a single exon.